GUCGAACUAAAAUACAAAUAAGUUUUACAUUUAAAUAGAGUUAGGUAUAUGGUAAUUAGUAUUUAAACGCACUAAUAGUUAUAAUUAGUUAAAUGGUAACCGUUAAACACAUUUCGGUACCUACAGACUUGCUAAUUGACGUACUAUUGGAAUUUUACCGGAAAUUUUACUUUCACUUUUAGUUGUGGGCUUGCACUUGCAGCCGACCAAUAGCUCCGUUUCGCAAUCCAAAUCUCCAAUCAAUAAGCUUAUUCUGACCGCGACAUUUCUAUUUACUUGCUAGACUGCCACGCGAACAAGCGUUAAGGUCUUAGCGCAGGGAAUACGCAUGUCCAUUAAUAUUCUAUGGUGUAUUCAUAUGGUGAUAAUGUAACAGGAGUGUUUUUGGAGUUCUUUCUAAUAUUCUUGACUAGUUUUCGAAUACACGGACAUCAUGGGUUUGGAGAAACGUCACAGUAAUGAGGAGGCUAACUCUGAAUAUCUGUACCAGCCCAACAUUCUUCAGAAGCUGGACUUCAGCAGGAGUCCAGCUAAGUUCAGUCCUCAGAUAAGUGCAGCGCAGCCUGGUGAAGAAUGGAUGGUAGUGAGGCCAUUACAGCGAGCUGAUUUUGAUAAAGGAUUCUUGCAAUUGCUCAGUCAGUUAACAAAUACGGGCAAUAUAACAAGAAAACAGUUUGAUGAGCGUUUCACGCAAAUGAAGAGUUCCGGCGGAUAUUACGUCACAGUGAUAGAGGACAAACGCAUUUCCAAAAUCAUCGGCGCAGCCACACUCACGAUUGAACAGAAAUUCAUUCACAACUGCUCUGUGCGCGGCCGACUUGAAGACGUAGUUGUCAACGAUACAUAUAGGGGAAAACAACUAGGGAAAUUGAUCGUAGUGACAGUGUCGUUAUUGGCGCAGGCGCUAGGUUGCUACAAGAUGUCGCUGGACUGCAAAGACCACCUCAUCAAGUUCUACAACAGCUUGGGCUACAAGCUGGAGGCCGGGAACUCGAACGCCAUGAACAUGCGGUUCGAGGAGCCAUCCUGACAGUUAGCCGCUGGGACGUCCGACCUGCGCUCCAAACUGUAAGUACGCGCGUACACUGCACGCCACCGGCGGAUAGCCAUCACGUGUAGCCAAUAGAUCAUCACAUAAUUUGUACCAUGUAACAGUGCGUUUUAAAUAAUAAUACAAGUCGAUAUUGAUACGCUUAAAACAGUAUUAUUUUAAAAUUACUGUAUUAUAUCAUAUACGGAGGAAGAAGAGAUUGUGAUACUUUAUUUGCACACAAACUCGAAAUUACAUAUAAAAUAAAGAUAACACGUAAAUUAAAAUGCGGCCUUAUUGCUGCAAGCUCUCUCUCAUAGGUAACCUCUUAAAGACAGGACAUGCAUAUACAUAAGUACAUUAUAUACAUAAUAUAACUUGAUUAUAUUCUGUAAAUGAAAACCGAAAUAAUAUUUUACAGGUUUUAGAGGUGAAUUAUGUACUGUCUCAGAAACUUAUCUGAUAAAACGAAACGCUUAUAGUGUUUGUGUAAACCAUUGCCAUAUAUUUUACAGAAAGAAAUCAGAUAAAACCAUAACACACGAUGGAAUAUCAUAAUAAAGCGACUCCCUUUACUUUAUUGGGUACGCGCAGAGUAGCGUAAGUACUAUGCACGUGUCGGUCUUUUAUCUUCAAUAGGGUUGUCAUAAGAAAAAACUGUUAGGGGGUAUGCUGUAUAUUUCCACGUAAUGCUAAAUCGCUUGGCACAUCGCUUUAGUGAAGAACUGGCCACGGCCGAAGCCAGUCAAAAACGUAAUACAAAAAUAAUACUGCUUUGACAAUUAUAGUAAGCGAAUUAGCCCUAUUGUUAUUUAAAACGCACGCCCAUCAUUGCAUCGCAAAAUCGAAAUAGUUUUGUUACUAUUUGGUUGCAAAAAUCUGUGUUGUUUUUUAAGUGUUUUGAAAUAUUGUGAUAACCGUUAGGUGGUUCGUGUGGACAGUUUAGCAGGGUCGAUUGGUUUAUCCAUCAAAUACUAUAUUUUACAAUUAUACUCGUAUAAAAAAAAAAUGUACGAAUUUAAUAACUCAUCUUAUUAUGCUAGUCUUAGUUAGACAGACAUCUUUACGAAGCAAAUAAUAGCUUAAUUGGCUUAAACCUACCAUCUUUUAAAAUAACAGCUUGUAUGGCUUAAACCUGCCAAACUGCAAAUUUAUGAACAUAACACAGUUAUCAUGAAAAGAACUAUUUAAAAAAAUUAAAAAAAAUCUGUAACAUGAUAUAUCUAUAACGGUCGGAAAAAAAAUCAAAACACUUAAGUUCCAAAGAACUUAAUAUUGGUUUUUGCUCUGUGGUAUUGUACCUUAGAAUAUACGUAUAUACGUGAAUAACAAACUGAUUGCCAAAGAAAAAUCUAACUCGGUUAUAAAACCUAUAUAACCCUAGCAUAUAGGGUAGGUAUUUAUCUACCCUCGUCUUCUAUGGUGCAUAAAAUGGCUAUUUUUAAUUGAAAAAAUUAUAUGAAUUGUUUCUGUGUCUGUGACGUUCUGCACAUUUCGUCCUUUCGUCGUGCGUAUGUCGUGCGUAAAGUUUCUCGACUAGCAUUAUUCAGUUAGAUCGAUAGUAAAACUUGUAUUUGAUGGGGUAAUCAAUCGAUUUGGGUGCCCAGCACAUAGUUGUGUUUAGUUUAUAAAUUUAAUUUUUUUGUAGUUAUAAUUCAGGGUGGGAACAAGAUUGGAUAUGGGGGGUUCGGAACAGCUUACGUUACUUCUUCGAAACAUAAUUUAAAUGUUGUUUCAAAAGAGGUACAUCGGUAGUGUUAUUUCUUGUAUCUUUAUUAAAAAUCCAAUAACCUGCCUUUCUUCUCUAAUCUUUUGUGUCUAAUGUUUUUGUAAACCUAAAAACAAAUAGGAAACAAUUAGGAGGACAUUUCAUUUCUCGGCCUCAUUUCAAUCUCGUUUUGACCUUGAAAACCAUUUUAUAUACGUUGAGAUUAUUUUGCUGUUUUAAAGUUAUAUGUAGCUCUGUGUUUAGUUCUAACGCUUAUAUAUAUAAAUAUAUAUAUAUAUAUAUAUUUGUGAAUAACUUAGCUUGUUUUGAUGUACUUAAUAGACUAUAAAUUGUAUUGUAUUGUACGCUGUUAACAUUUACUGUGAUUAAAUAUCUUUUGCUUUGAA
This is a messenger RNA of Pararge aegeria (speckled wood butterfly), 3145 nucleotides long. RefSeq names its product probable glucosamine 6-phosphate N-acetyltransferase (gene Gnpnat). Gene Ontology annotation, cellular component: endoplasmic reticulum; Golgi apparatus; endoplasmic reticulum-Golgi intermediate compartment. The transcript has 6 exons. Lineage: Eukaryota; Metazoa; Arthropoda; Insecta; Lepidoptera; Nymphalidae. The record is from RefSeq and is a predicted model, not a curated record. Gene Ontology annotation, biological process: UDP-N-acetylglucosamine biosynthetic process. Gene Ontology annotation, molecular function: monosaccharide binding; glucosamine 6-phosphate N-acetyltransferase activity. Bases 434 to 1030 code for a protein of 198 amino acids.